AUGCCGCUCACCAUCACCUUCACAUUCGUCGCAGCGCCGCCUCUCCUCCCUCCUUUCCGUAGCAGAAGGCCCACUCCCGCAUCUCGAACCCUGCUGCGCGCAUCAGGGCAACCGUCCCAACAGCAUUCGACCAGCCGUCGCGCCCUCCUGCACCUGGCAUCGAUAUCCGUCCUCUCCACAAUCCUUCCUGCGCCCUCGAGUCCCGCCACCCGCUGCCUUCCAGAAGGCGCCGCAGUUACUGCACUCACCGAUGUUGCGUGGCCGCCUUCCAUGCCGUUUGCGGCAUCCGACUUUGCCCGCUUCGACGAGCGUCCGGAUGAUGUCUUCUAUUCCUUCCCGCGCCUCGUGCGCCACAUUGACGGGCCUGCGGUUGCGGCCCUAGGGUCGUACUAUCGAUCUCUGCUCCCCAUGGCCAGCGAUGUUCUCGACGUGUGUGCUUCGGUGGAGGCGUAUCUACCAGGCCAAUGGCCUGGACGGCGUGUGGUUGCUGGCGUAGGGAUGAAUGAAGUCGAGAUGCAGCAAAACCCUGCUCUCAAUGAGUUUGCGGUUCGCGAUCUCAAUGUCAACCCGAAAUUGCCUUAUCCGGACGAGAGUUUUGACCUGGUUAUGUGCAAUGUUAGCAUUGAUUAUCUCACCAAACCAGUGCAAGUAGUGCAGGAAAUGCGCAGAGUGCUGAGAAAAGGUGGGAAGGUUGCGAUUAGUUUCAGCGACAGGGUUUUCGGGACAAAAGCCGUCUCCGCAUGGAUGAGUGGCGGUGACCAGGACCAUGUUUAUAUCGUCGGCGCCUAUCUGCACUACGCGCGUGGGUUAGCGGAGCCCAAAGUCCUUGAUCUCACGCCGAGAAAGGGCGGAAAGUGUACCAGCGAUCCUCUCUACGUUGUCCAGGCGACGAAACUCUAA
This is a messenger RNA of Chondrus crispus (carragheen), 900 nucleotides long. RefSeq lists its product as hypothetical. Lineage: Eukaryota; Rhodophyta; Florideophyceae; Gigartinales; Gigartinaceae. The transcript has a single exon. Gene Ontology annotation, molecular function: S-adenosylmethionine-dependent methyltransferase activity. Bases 1 to 900 code for a protein of 299 amino acids. The record is from RefSeq and is a predicted model, not a curated record.